Messenger RNA from Lineus longissimus, 519 nucleotides. RefSeq lists its product as uncharacterized. The record is from RefSeq and is a predicted model, not a curated record. NCBI's taxonomy places the organism in Eukaryota, Metazoa, Nemertea, Pilidiophora, Heteronemertea, Lineidae. The coding region runs from base 134 to 490 and encodes 118 amino acids. The transcript is spliced from 4 exons.
ACCAUACACUACAGCGCCGUCUAUCAACUGUUUACGACACUAGUUCGUCACAACACUUAAUAUUAUUGUUCUUUUAUUCCGACAAGAACACAGUUUUUACCCUGAAUAAACAAUUUAUAAGCAAAUAAAUACUAUGUUUAUUACUCUUAGAUUUGGUGAUGAUGACAAACUGUUGGUGAAUCCAAACUGUGCUUGUAAAAAUAUCCUCGAGUUUAUCCGUGAAAAAUGUGAUUGUGAUAAAAGUGCAUUAGUUGACCUGUGUGACGAGAAUGGAUGCGUCAAGUAUCUUCAUGAGCAACCAGAGAUGGACCUCGCUUCAGAUAUCAUUCAGGAUAAAGCAACAUAUAUUCCUCUAGUUGUGGAAAAGAAUGAAGACCAGACUAUCAAGAAGUUUCAUCCACUUUUACAAAAUUGCAAAGCAGUCUACCCAACCUUAAAAAGUAAGCCUUGUCACAGUUACAGGUCUUCUCGGAGCCAUAUUUUAACUUGAUUCACGACUCACUAGAGGGAACAAAAAGC